AUGUUCCGUGCUACUGUUCCCGCGCUGAGGAAGCUGCAGCCGCUCGGCCAGCGUGUGUUGGUGCGGCGCACGAUGCCGGCGAAGCAGACGAAGGCCGGCGUGCUGAUCCCCGAGCAGAUUGCCGGCAAAGUCAACGAGGGCACGGUGGUCGCCGUCGCCGCGGCCUCAAAGGACUGGACGCCCACCGUGAAGGUGAACGACACCGUGCUGCUGCCCGAGUUUGGCGGCAACAGUGUGAAGGUGGAGGGCGAGGAGUUCUUCCUCUACAAUGAGGACUCCCUCCUUGGUGUGCUGCAGUAA
Messenger RNA from Trypanosoma theileri, 300 nucleotides. Its product is annotated as 10 kDa heat shock protein. The transcript has a single exon. Lineage: Eukaryota; Euglenozoa; Kinetoplastea; Trypanosomatida; Trypanosomatidae. Gene Ontology annotation, molecular function: protein-folding chaperone binding; protein folding chaperone; metal ion binding. Gene Ontology annotation, cellular component: mitochondrial matrix. The record is from RefSeq and is a predicted model, not a curated record. Bases 1 to 300 code for a protein of 99 amino acids.